GGGGCCAGGGACCCGGCUCCUUCGAGGCGCGGGUGGUGGCCGUCUGCGAGGCCCUGAUGGCACGGCCGGGCUGGACGGGGCCAUCGUUGGGGACGACGUCCUCCCCCUCCUUGGGGACAACGCUGGGGACGAGGACGGCGCUGGCCCACGGGGCCACCUUCCGCGGGAUGACGCUGCUGCACCUGGCGGCCGCCCAGGGCUACGCGCGGCUGGUGGAGGCCCUGCGGCGCUGGAGGGCGCUGGCAGCCGACAGCCUGGAGCUGGAGCAGGAGGUCGACCCCCUCAACGUGGACCAUUUCUCCUGCACCCCCCUG
Calidris pugnax (ruff) is the source of this 314-nucleotide messenger RNA. RefSeq names its product calmodulin-binding transcription activator 2-like. The record is from RefSeq and is a predicted model, not a curated record. Gene Ontology annotation, cellular component: nucleus. Gene Ontology annotation, biological process: regulation of transcription by RNA polymerase II. NCBI's taxonomy places the organism in Eukaryota, Metazoa, Chordata, Aves, Charadriiformes, Scolopacidae. The annotation marks the transcript as partial. Gene Ontology annotation, molecular function: transcription coregulator activity; double-stranded DNA binding. The transcript has 2 exons.